ACAAAUGGAUUGUAGAAAAUUUGAAAUAAUUCUAAUAUCAGCAAGCGAUCUUGAAGAUGUUCGUAAGCUAUUCAAGAUGAAAGUUCAUGCUAGGGUUUCCAUAGGUAGCAACCCGAACACCGAAAAACGGACCCCAACGGACAAGCAUGGGGAGAUAAAUCCAGCAUGGAACUUUAGUAUGAAGUAUACAAUCUCAGAGUGGAUGAUUCAGUAUCCAAAUGACAUGUUAGUGAUUAAGUUAUACUGCAAGAGGAAGCUCGGAGAUCGAUAUAUCGGUGAAGUUCAUAUGUCUAUGAAGGAGCUAUACGAGUAUUCGUAUGCUAGUGGAGGUAGUGCUAUCAUGAAUUGUCCUGUACGUAAAGGUUCUGCUCAAUCUCAAGGUGUUUUGAGGUUUUCGUAUAGGUUUGGUGAAAGAGUUACCAUUGAUAAGUUAGUCUUGGCUGAGAGCAUUGCUGGUUGGAGUAUGUGUUAA
Solanum verrucosum is the source of this 472-nucleotide messenger RNA. RefSeq names its product protein SRC2-like. Bases 5 to 472 code for a protein of 155 amino acids. The record is from RefSeq and is a predicted model, not a curated record. NCBI's taxonomy places the organism in Eukaryota, Viridiplantae, Streptophyta, Magnoliopsida, Solanales, Solanaceae. Gene Ontology annotation, biological process: defense response. The transcript has a single exon.